Messenger RNA from Apaloderma vittatum (bar-tailed trogon), 1041 nucleotides. RefSeq names its product E3 ubiquitin-protein ligase TRIM62-like. Gene Ontology annotation, biological process: innate immune response; positive regulation of canonical NF-kappaB signal transduction. The record is from RefSeq and is a predicted model, not a curated record. NCBI's taxonomy places the organism in Eukaryota, Metazoa, Chordata, Aves, Trogoniformes, Trogonidae. Gene Ontology annotation, molecular function: protein binding; zinc ion binding.
CACGAGAAGGUCAAGCUCUUCUGCCUCACUGACCGCGCUGUUGUCUGCUUCUUCUGUGACGAGCCCGCCGUGCACGAGCAGCACCAGGUCACCAAUGUGGAUGAUGCUUUCGAAGAGCUGCAGCGGGAGCUGAAGGAGCAGCUCCACGGGUGGCUGCAGGAGAGCGAGCGUGGCCACACCGAAGCCCUGCACCUCCUCAAACGGCAGCUGGCUGAGACCAAGUCUUCAGCCAAGAGCUUGCGGGUGACUAUCGGGGAGGCUUUUGAGCGGCUGCACCGGCUGCUGCGGGAGCGGCAGAAGGCAAUGCUGGAGGAGCUGGAGGCGGACACGGCGCGGACGCUGACCGACAUCGAGCAGAAGAUCCAGCGCUACAGCCAGCAGCUCCGCAAGGUGCAGGAGGGCAGCCAGAUCCUCCAAGAGCGCUUGGCCGAAGCUGACAAACACAUCUUUUUAGCCGGCAUCGCGUCCCUUUCCGAGAGACUAAAGGGGAAGAUCCACGAGACCAACCUGACCUACGAGGACUUUCCCACCUCCAAAUACAUGGGGCCGCUGCAGUACACCAUCUGGAAAUCCCUUUUCCAGGAUAUCCAUCCGGUGCCGGCAGCGCUGACGCUGGACCCCGGCACAGCUCACCACCGCCUCAUCCUCUCUGACGACUGCACCAUCGUGGCGUACGGCAACCUGCACCCCCAACCGCUGCAGGACUCCCCCAAACGCUUCGACGUGGAGGUCUCGGUCUUGGGUUCGGAGGCGUUCGGCGGCGGGGUCCACUACUGGGAGGUGGUGGUCUCUGAGAAGACCCAGUGGAUGAUCGGCUUGCCCUGGCCCCGGCUCAACGUCAAGAGCAAGUUGGAGAAGGUGGGGGUCUUCCUGGACUACGACAAGGGGCUUCUCAUCUUCUACAAUGCCGACGACAUGUCCUGGCUCUACACCUUUCGGGAGAAGUUUCCCGGCAAGCUCUGCUCUUAUUUUAGCCCCGGGCAGAGUCACGCCAACGGGAAGAACGUCCAACCCCUCCGGAUCAACACCGUGCGCAUCUAA